Poeciliopsis prolifica (blackstripe livebearer) is the source of this 2100-nucleotide messenger RNA. RefSeq lists its product as uncharacterized. NCBI's taxonomy places the organism in Eukaryota, Metazoa, Chordata, Actinopteri, Cyprinodontiformes, Poeciliidae. The record is from RefSeq and is a predicted model, not a curated record. Bases 11 to 1963 code for a protein of 650 amino acids. The transcript has 15 exons.
GGAAAGUAACAUGAGAAGAAGAAGCAGCGGCAGCAGCAGCGCCAGCUGGAGAAACUCGACAGAUAAAAGGCGCAGUGAGAUUGCGCGUUUUGAUGAAUUCGGCUUUGCUUGCACCAACAGAAGGGAGCAAAAGCUUCACCACAGAUGUCACGAUUACAGCUACCCCCAGCUGAGCGUGGUGAAGGUGAAGGAGCUGUGUGAACUGCUCAGCUACUGGAAUGGAGCCAGCUUCAUCUGCAAGAGUCAGAUCGAACGCUUUAUCCGGAUGGGCAUUCCUCCAAGUUUGCGGGGCAGAGUAUGGAAGUGCCUUCUGAACGUUGACGGUGUGAGAGAAUGUAGUGACUUCAACUAUCAGACAUGUUUGUCAGAAGUGCGAGGGCCCCUUGUGGAUUUGGGUGUCAGUGAAUAUGGCAUUUUGUCUGCGAUCGCCACCCUGAGCGACACUCAGAAUGAUCUGGGUUUGAACCAACGACAGCUCUCGGGCUCGAAUGAGAAUUGCUAUUCUAUCGAUGAAAUAACUCUGUUCAGACAGAUCGCCCUUGACCUACAGCGAUCCUUUCCAACCCACCGGUCCCUGAUGGGACAGAGCUCAGAGGCCAUUGAGGGUCAGGCUAAACUCUUCAGGGUCCUCGUUGCUUAUGCAAAAUACAAUCCACAAGUUGGUUACAGCCAAGGAAUGUCUUACAUAGCUGCUGUGCUGCUGAUGCAUUUGGAAGAGGAGGAGGCUUUCUGGGCACUGACAGCCUUGUUGGAUAAAUCCAAAUAUCUGGCUGAACUGUUUGACCUCAGUCUCACAAAAGUCCAACAUCAGGUGAAGGUCUUUGAUCAGUUCCUCAAACACCGGAAGGCUCGUCUCUCCAAGCACUUGGACUCGGCGGGAGUCUUGUUAGUCCAUUUUGUGAUGCCAUGGUUUCUCACCCUCUUCACUUCCCUACCCUGCUGGGACUCUGUUCUCGCUGUCUGGGACCUCAUCAUUUUACAAGGCCUGCAAGCUGUGUUCCGAACUGCUCUGACCAUCAUCGAACUUCUGGAGCCUCGAUUGAUGGAGCUGAAUGAUGAAGGAACAAUGUUACCCCUGCUAUUAAGAGUACCAGUGGAUAUGGCCCAUUAUACUGUAUUGGCUUCUGCAUUGUGGAAAACUGAGGUCCAAGACUGGGAGCUUAAAUGCAUGAAUAGCCUGGUGCUGGAUGAGAGCCACCAUGAACCCAAAACAGAAAAGUUGGAAAACCCACAUAACAUGUCCAACGAAGUCGGAACAGGAAACGAGACACGACAUAUUUUAAAAUCUGGAGGCAAGAAGACUUCUGAAAAAGACACUGUUCCACGGGGUGUGAGCUUACUGACCCGUGUGAUGCGCGUGGCGCACCGGUACCUUCUCAGCCCUUUGGGUCGACAUGGAGUUGAGGAGAAAUGUUCACAAACACUGGCUGUGCCGAGACACCGGAGUCCUGGGCGCGUAUUCCGGAGUCGAGCCUCAGCUUCAUUUACACAAGCUCAGGUGAGAUUGAAAAGACAGAGCAAGCAGAAAAGUAGUAUCCACCAGCCUGAAGGACACGGGAGUGGUGGAGAGGUGGCUGUAGCCCCUGUUACUGGGAAUAAACUUGCUGGCUGUGGGAAAAGUGAAAGAUGUCAACAAACCUUUGAGAGAUCUGGUACAGGGUCUGUUGGCAAAGUGGCUCAUCGUCGUAGCAAUCACAGCAUCUGUAAUCAUGCCAGAGCAAAACCUUGUCAUCUUCCUCAAAAUGAGAAGAGCUCAGUGGACCAGAAUCCGAGCUCCAGUGCGAUUCUCUCCUCCACCCUGCCUCCGUCUUCCUCCCUCUCUCCCUCAAUUCCACAGUCCACCAGUGCUUCUCACAGUGCAGAACCCCAUGAAACAUUCAAUGACGCUCUCAUCAGAGAAUUGUCGUCCAGACAUCAGACCGGUUUGCCCUUCCUGAACGCCAGAGAAUCAAAGCUGAUUUAAAACCAAGAACAGGAGAACAUGAAAGUACUAACCAGGAUUUAUAGAACUGUUGAGCUGUAAAUCUGUUGAUUGUUUAAAACUUUCUUCUCCAGGAAUUUGUCACUUUGAUAACCAUUCAUCGUUUCAUGUUUGUCUUU